Oncorhynchus masou masou (cherry salmon) is the source of this 2373-nucleotide messenger RNA. RefSeq names its product zinc finger protein 18-like. NCBI's taxonomy places the organism in Eukaryota, Metazoa, Chordata, Actinopteri, Salmoniformes, Salmonidae. Gene Ontology annotation, cellular component: PcG protein complex; chromatin; transcription regulator complex. The transcript is spliced from 3 exons. Gene Ontology annotation, molecular function: RNA polymerase II cis-regulatory region sequence-specific DNA binding; DNA-binding transcription factor activity, RNA polymerase II-specific. The record is from RefSeq and is a predicted model, not a curated record. Gene Ontology annotation, biological process: regulation of transcription by RNA polymerase II. The coding region runs from base 1 to 1668 and encodes 555 amino acids.
AUGACUAACGGUAUGGUUUUCCAAACGCAAAUUGCCUCCAUAAUGGAGGUGUUAGCGAAUGCCGCCGUGGCAGAGAUCUGUAAACUCGUAGACGACGACUAUGCAGUGUUUCGUUUGGAAAUAACUCAAAGCCAGAAAGAAAACAGGUCAUUGCGGAGGAAACUACAGCUACUUGAACUGAAGAUGGCACGGGACCGCGUCCUAGCCAGUCGUCCCAGUAUCAAGAUCCUCGACCGGUACAGAGGAAUGGCAAGAGGUGAAGGACAUCUCACUGGAGGCCACAGGAGCUUUGUGAAGCCAGCAGGACACAAUGCAUGGGGAGAUGACCAACCAAUCACUGAUGAGGGGAGUGCAACCUCAUCCCAGCACGUUAUCAUGAUAGAGUCUAUAGAUGCAGAGACUGCAGAAACUGCAGGUCCUGGGGUCAAGCAGGAGAGGUCUGAAGUAGAGGAGGACCCACGGCACAGUAGAAACAUCCAGACUGGAAUGGCUGGAGUGCACCCUGUAGCCACAGAGGACCCCAUUGCCACAGUGCAGCCCAGGACCCAACGCAGCAUCACGGAGGUCAGAGACAGACACAAGUCAGAGACAGACACAGAGACUUUAACUGUAACACAAAGCCUUAUACUCACAGGAUCUGACCACAGAUCAGACCCAGAGAGACUGGGGCUGGGGCCACUGGGAUGUCCUCUUGCUCCUGGCUCAGAGUACUUACUUUACGAUAACCCGAACAUGAGGGCUGUUAAUUCCCAUCUGGACUCAGGUGAUGUGUUAGAGACUGGCAAUGAUCCGUCUUGUUCUUACGCUACAGAGAUGGACCCUGCCAACAUGCGAUUGGGUUUAGAGACACACACUGAUCUGUCUAGAGGGGACUGGAACCGGUACAGUGGUAGUGUAUACUCCGAAGGGUGCCUCGAUAAGAAAGGGGAGGGUCUGCUCAUAGAUGAAGUGACUGUGAAAGUGGAGGGUGACCCUCCUCCCAUAUGGAAUGCAGAUAGUCAGCUAGGAGACAGACACUCACAGGGCAGAGAUUUCUUAGAUUACAGGGAAAGCUUAGAGACAAAUCAAAAUGUUGCGACCCAUUCCCCUUUGCACGCACUCAGGGAUCACGACCCAGUGUCAACGUCGAUGGGGCAUUCCGAUUCACAAGGCCGUGUCCUUUUCGAUCAGGUAUUGAACUCAAAAGACAGGCCUGGAGCCCAGGUUCAGGGAGGGGGAGAAACAUCAGGCGGUAUUAAAGAGAAACAGUUUCUCUGCAUGUUCUGUAACAAAGGCUUCAGCUGCCCCCAGAAGGUGGAGAUCCACCAGAGGGUCCACACAGGGGUGAAACCCUACAGCUGUAACCAAUGUCACAUGCGCUUCGCCCAGGCUGGCAACCUGAAGAGGCACCAGAUGGUUCACACAGGAGUGAAACCCUUCAGCUGUCCCCAGUGUCCCAUGUGCUUUGCUCAGGCUGGUGACCUGAAGAGGCAUCAGAGGGUCCACACAGGGGAAAAACCCUACAGCUGUACCCAGUGUCCCAUGCGCUUCGCCCAGGCUGGUCACUUGAAGAUGCACCUGAAGGUCCACACUGGAGAGAGGCCGUUCGCCUGUACACACUGCGGGAAGAGGUUCUCAGAGAGAAGCUACCUCAGGAUACACCAGCAGAAAAAACAUUCCACUCUAUAACAGAAAGUAACCAUUACAAUCAAUAGCUUCUGAUGUUUAGAUCAAAUCCUGCAUUAAAGACUAAGAUGCAUUUUCAUUGAUGUCAAUCAAAAAUGGCCACAGAUACAUUUGGAAUAAGUAGAGUAAUGGAUUUCAGUGUUUAAUAAUCCUGAGUAGAAUAUUGCAUCCAGACAUUGUGAUACACUGUAUAACCCUAAACAAGUCUGAUAGAUAGUGGUUGUACUUUGUCAGAUAUAAGAUGUUCACAAAUGUCUGUUUUAUUACUUCCAUUAAACUAUUUUUUUUCCAAGACACUUUUAAUGAGAAAAUGAAUGCAAUUUAUCGAGUUCAUGCAGAUUUUUUGUUGAGAAGUAUGUGGUUUUCAAGACUUCCUCCCGUGAUUAAACUUUUUCUGUUGUAAAGUGAUAUCGCAAGUAUAAAUACAAUGUUGAACAAUACAAUGUUUUGAACAAUAUUAUUUUUUUUGACACAACUGCAAACUUCAAGGAGUAAGGCAUUCAAUGCGUUGGUUUGAUGGGAAGUUGUGAUGCCAUUGGCCUAGUGAAUAAAAGACGAAAGGCCCAACCCACCCACUUGUGCUAUGUCCUGGACCACCUAUUAAGAUGUGCCUUUUUGCUAAGUAAAUCAGGUGUUAAGAGGUGAAAAGGAGACUGGAGUGGCACCUUAACACUUGUUCAUGUUUAAUAAACACAAAAUGGGACUUUU